Molecule: messenger RNA, 1188 nt
Organism: Hyposmocoma kahamanoa
Lineage: Eukaryota; Metazoa; Arthropoda; Insecta; Lepidoptera; Cosmopterigidae
Exons: 5
Coding region: 71-1072 (333 amino acids)
Source: RefSeq, a predicted model, not a curated record
GAGGUCAGUAUUAGUUGAAAUGUUAUGUAUAAUAAUUAUGUAGUGUAGAUUGUUGUGCCGUUUAACGACGAUGCGUUUACUUUGGCCUAUAUGCGUCUUAUUUGGAGUUGCUUUAUUGGAAGCUCAAGGAGUACCUCUUCAUUCAAUCACACAGCAUAGACCGACAUUCAGAUGCGACUACACCUACUUCGUUGAUGCCGAAGGGUGGUUCAAGCUCCACGCAAAACCAGCUACGUGGCUUGAGGCCCAGGCCGUCUGCCUAAGUGAAGGAUCCAGUAUUUUAUAUCCCGACACCGAAAUCAUACUGAGUACAGCAGUCCACUUAAUGAGAGAUGUCUCCAUUUCAAGGAUACAUACAGGUAUGAUGAUGCACAACAGGCAAUCAAAUCAAAUUGUGACAAGUAAACCGAUGGGUGUGACCCUUGAUGAAGUAGGGUUGAUGCAAUGGGCACAGCCGAGUGAUUGGCAUCCAUUUAUCUGUCAUAAGAAGAAGUUUGAAUCUGUAUUGCUGAAUGAAUGUGGUACUGUUGAUGAAGAUUAUCACAUGUACAAUGCUACUGGCAAUUGUUACAAACUCCACGAGAACAAGAGAAAUUGGUUCGUAGCAGGGGCAUCCUGCAAAGCUGAAGGUGGUCAACUUGCCAUCAUAAACAGUGAAACGGAGGCCGAGGUCAUCAUAGAUAUUUUCAAAAACAAUCCAGCUGACCAAAUUCCUGGAGAUAUCUGGUUGGAUACUGCGUUCCUUGGAUUCAGGUCACUGGAUAGUGGACGGAGUUGGAUUACAAUUGAUGAUGAAACCUUAAACAUGGCAGGAUAUGCUAUGUUUGCUCCAGGUGAACCAAACAACGCUGCAAGAAACGAAUAUUGUGGUAGUGUGGGUAGAAACGGGAAACUAUUCGAUGAUCCUUGCAUGCGAGAGAUGCUGUUUAUAUGCGAGAAAAGGACAGAUGAAAUAAUUUGUGAUGAGAAUAAUAACAGUGCUGUGAAUGACGAAAAUGAUAUGUUUACAGUAUUGGAUAGAAGUGAAAAGGCUGAGAAGCUUAGAAGUAUUUUAGGUGGAAAUAAUGUAUGACUUAACCUCCUGUGUGACAAGAGACCUUUUUUAGAAUAUUUUAAGAAACUUUCAGGAAUUGUUAAUAUUAUGGAAACUUAUGGGAAACACAUUGAAAAAAAAAUUUGUUCAGGUAA